This is a messenger RNA of Betta splendens (Siamese fighting fish), 1455 nucleotides long. RefSeq lists its product as uncharacterized. The transcript has 6 exons. NCBI's taxonomy places the organism in Eukaryota, Metazoa, Chordata, Actinopteri, Anabantiformes, Osphronemidae. The record is from RefSeq and is a predicted model, not a curated record. Bases 156 to 1265 code for a protein of 369 amino acids.
AAGGAGCGGGUAUUAACACGCAGCCCUGCGCUGCCACUGACAGACAGACAGACAGACAGACAGACACGGUGCAAGAGGCGUGGUGAGAGAACAGAGCAGAUGUUUGUGGUCUGCAUCACCGCCUGUCUGUCUGUGAGCGCUGCCGGAGCCGCUGCAUGAACCUGUACCGGAGCUUUGGGAACCUUUUGGAGCUGUGGGUGGCUGAGGCUGAGGAGCGCUCCGACUCAGACCCCGCCGGGGACAAUGAGGACUCCCCGGCACCUUCCAGCGACGCCGGCGCCCACUGGUGCGGGUCGCUGGACUCCGGCGUGGAGGCCGGGACGUCCUGCUCCACGGACGCCGCGGAGCGGGACAGCGACGAGCUCAGCCCGGCCUCGGCCUCGCAGUCCCCCUUCCUGUCCUCGUCCCCGCGCCUCCGGCCCGGUGCGGCCCCGCAGGGUCCGAACCACCGAGUGGAGCAGGCGCUGGAGAGGAUUAAGUCCAAAAGUCUGAGGGGCAAACCAGAGGCGGACGAGGCGCCGAGGCGACGGCCUUCCUCAUCUUCGCCGCCCAAACGGCACUCGUCUGAGCUAGUGAGAGGUCAGAGGUCACAGAACCUCCAUCCACGGUGGACAGUGGACCCGUCGGUGUCAGAGAGGUGGAGAGGGAAGCCGGGCUCAGAGGUUCAGGUUUUCACCGCUCGAUCUGUGCAGGACGUGUGUGGGGAGCGACGGCAGCAGCUGAGUCCUGGGCUCCUUUACCUGGAGCAGCUUUGCCAGCGGUUGGAGGAACUCGCCAGGCAACACAUGCAGAACCGAGCUUCACAGACGGAGACGGCGGCUCUGCAGGAGCGCCUCGGGCCGCAGGACCUCCAGACAUGGAGCGACUCUGAAGACGCGGAGGAGAAACCGUCUUCCUGUCCAAGGCUGGAAAACACACCUCACGCAGAGAACAGUUCUGUAAGGAACCCAUACACACACUUUCGGGCCAGAUCGGCUUCAGACUCAACUAUUGCAACUCUCCAUAAAAGAAAGCUGAGCGCUGACUGCAGAGGGCAGCAUCUGAGCACGUACGACCUGAGCCUGGAGGCCGAGCGAGAGCAGAACAAGCUGGAAUCUAUAGUGGAGGAGACGGACAAACCGAAGAAGAGCUGGAAGUUCAGGAUCGGGUCUUUGCGAGGAGACGCUUCCUCAAAGAGCCAACACACGCAGCCGCCUGAGAGGAACUCGACCCGGCGGCGGCUGAGCCAGCUGUUCAGGAGGAGACGGACGAUCCUGCCCCAGUGAAUGGACCGCGCUGUUCCUCGUCUUUGGACUCCUCGCCUUCACUCGUGAAGAACAAGUUGCUCUGCAUGAACCUGAGCUCUGUCACUGCAGCCUUCAUUAUGGAGCAGCUGUGUUUAUUUAUUGUCCAUCAAUGGACUGCCUGUAUUAUUUUUACUAAUAAAUAGUAUAAUUUUCUAUAAAAACCUAAAAA